Messenger RNA from Rotaria sordida, 3603 nucleotides. Lineage: Eukaryota; Metazoa; Rotifera; Eurotatoria; Philodinida; Philodinidae. The record is from the annotation of a GenBank genome assembly.
AUGGAACCAACAUUAUGUUUUCUUUUAUGUGACACACCGAUUAUUUAUAUACAAGGCAGCAUUUGCCGAUGUUCAGGUGGUGGUCUUAUGGUUCAUAAUCAACAGAUAGAUGAACUUUGUAGCAUACCAUGUAGAAAACCAGGUGAUCGUCGAACUAUAACAGUUCAAACAUGUGGAGGUGCACAAACAUAUUCAGUUUAUGCUGAAGAAAAAUUUUAUACUCAUCAUGCUCAUUUAUUCAACUUUCGAAUUCAAUUUAAAUCAUGUGAAUUAUGGAAUACUUCUCAUAAUUAUGAUGCAUUACAAAUUAAAAUUAAUAAAUCAUAUGUUAAAUCUCCAUUGAAUAAAUUAGAACGAUGUGCUGCUGCAUGUCUUGAUCAAAAUACUACGACCAAAUCAAUAGCUUUCAAUGGUGAUAACGAUCGAUGCUUAUGUAUAAUGUCUCGAACCUUAAAUCUAAAUGUUAAUGGUGGACUUGAUUUAACAAUUUUACCAAAUAAUAGUUGUGACCGUUAUUGUGAUAACAUAAUGUAUGAUUCGACAGUUGAACAUAAAUUUAAAUGCGGUUCAUUAAAAGAUUCACGUAUAUGGGCCAUAUAUGAUUUAAAUACUACAUGUCCAAUUGGUUUUAUUUAUAUAAAAGAAUUAAAAAAAUGUAUAUCUAAAUAUAAAGGAGUUUCAAAUCUAUGCCCAUCACCAUCAAUGAAUUAUAUUUAUAAUGGAAAUCUAACAUGGAAUAUCUUUCUAAAAAUUAUUGAAAAAUUAAACUUAACUAAAUCUAUUGUUUCAAUUGAUUUUGAUGAUUAUGUUACUGUUGAUCCUUCAUGGAUGUGCUCAACAACUACCAAUACGAUAAAUUCAAAUCUUUCUAAUAGAAAUUUUAGUACAUAUUAUGUAUUAGAUAGCGGUUGUUUACGUGUACGUUUCUAUUCUUUGGGUUCACGUAGAUUAUCAAAUCGUUUAUGCAUAACAAAUCCUAUAAGUGAAGACUCAUUAUCAUAUGAUGCUCGAAGUUAUCCAAUUUAUGGAUUGGAACUUAAUAAAAACAUGGUUAAUUGUCCACCACAGUGGUUCGAUAUAAACACAGAGUGUUAUCGAAUAUCGGAUUACCCUAAGACAAUUCAAGAAGCAAGAAAUAGUUGUAUUGAAUUGCCAGAAGAGUUGAAGAAGUAUAAUGGAUUACAAGAAGUUACACCAAAUUUGUUUGAUGAUGAUGAUAUGAGAAACAUAGAGGUGCAUAAAUUAAUGAAUCUUACGACUGAUGCCCUUAAAGGUGAAAUUGUACAGUAUACGUCACAAUGGCAAGUACAUCUUGGCUUCUUUCUUCUUGAUACAAAUGCAUCAAGUACAGAACAAGAACUUGGAUUAUUUCAUUCAUAUGUUACAGAUUUUCCAUCAUUAGUGUCCAAUGUUGAUGUCAAUCUCUCAUCUAUAAAUGAAUUUCAAAUGAUUAAUUCAAAUGACGAUAAUAACUCAAGCAUUCAAGAUGAUUCAUGUUUAGUUUUGACACGUUUAAUAAUCGAUGAAAAACAAAGAAGUUCUAUUUUUAAAAAUUCUCAAAUCCAUAAUUGUUCGAAACCAAGACAUGUUUUAUGCAAAGCAAGAACAAUUCUUGGUUACAACUCUCAUCAAAUUUGUUAUAGUAAACCAUCAACACUUGGUUUACCAGCAAUGAUAUCAAAUCAUUUAACAUAUGAAUUAUGUUUAUCUGUUUGUGGAAUAUUAAAAACAAGUUCAGCUGUUAUAAAUAUGAAUAAAUGCUAUUGUGUCGAUGUUGCUGAGUCAUUGAUGAUUGAUAUCGAAGGAAAUCAUGUAAAAUAUAGAACGAAAGAUUGUGGAAAUCCUUGCCCGGGUAAUCAAAAUGAGCGCUGUGGUAAUACAGAUACAAUGGUUAUCGUACAUGCAACUGAUAAUAUACCUUCGUUCAAACUUGACAAAAAUUAUAUACAAUCUAAACAACAUCCUGACUUCAUUUAUGAUAAUUGUGUACAUGUAAAUUUUCCCAAUAAAUCAGGAAUAUAUCAAUUCAGUUUAAAUCAUAUAAAUGAUAUUCAUCCACGUCAUUGCUUAGAAUUGUGUAAGAAGUAUAAACAACAAUAUGCUCUUCUUAAUUCAAAUAAAUGUUUAUGUACGAAUAUUCCAAUGACAAAAAGACAAAAUGCUCUAAGGUUAUUUAUUCCUCCAGAUUUUGAUUGUAAUCAAGAAUGUCAAGGUAAUUACUUAUACACAUGUGGAAAUACAAGUAAUUCAACGAUAUAUUCCGUGUAUGUAAUGCACCCAAGAUGUCCUCACAAUUUUCAACUUAGUUUUGAUGAACAACAAUGUGUACAGAUUGAUUUUUCAGUGAAGAAAAAUUCUUUCUCAACUGCACAAUCUUAUUGUCAAUCUAUUGGUGGUGUACUUGCAAAAAUAAAUGAUAUUUUAGAAAUUCAAGAUUUAGUAUUCUCAUCAAAACUGUACGGAAAUCACUUCGAUGAAUAUCCAUAUUUUUAUAUUCCAAGUUUACUUAAUAAUACAAAAUAUUUUUGGGUCGAUCGCACAUCGGAUAUUAUAAACACCAACAAAACAUCAGAUCAUUUUAUUGGAAAAUGUUUUGAAACAUUAAAAUCAUUUGACCAAAACUGUGUUGUUCUUCAUCGCGAAAAUAUUACCGUUGAUAAUAUAUCGACUUUUCAGUCGUGUUUUACUGAAUCAGAUCAAUGCUCAUCAAUGUCUGCUAUACCGGUUUGUGUUGAUAAAAAUCUAGAAUUUAAUUUAACUACAAUGUCUUCAACUCCAGGUGGUGUUUCAUCCAUCAUAUCAGUGAAUAUAUCAACGGAUUAUUCAUGUGGUGAUGAUACAGAUUAUCAUUUUAUGAAUGAUUAUUGUUAUAAAGUAUUAUUUCACGAAACUACUUGGCAUAAUGCAAAAGCAGAGUGUGAACGUGAUAAAGCUGCAUUAUUUUUACCUGGAAAAAACACGAUGUACUCCUUACUAAAAUUCUUACUGUUACGACAGCAUAGUUACACAUCAUCUGGUGUUGUAUAUGUUGAUAUUUUUUAUGAUAAUCAAAAUCGUACUGCUAUGAAAUAUAGUACAAUCAGUAGAAGUACUUUAAAACCUAUACGAGAUUCCUAUGAUCUUGAUACUUUAUGUGAAAGUGCAUUUCGUCGAAGUUAUGACAAUUUCCUAUUUUCACCAAAUCUAACAAUGAAAGAUAUAGAUCGAUUAAAAAGUCAGCAAACUACUUGUGGAUACAUUGAUUUUCGAUCUGACUAUGAACCAUCGAUUUCAUGUGAUGAAAUAUCCUGUAAUCGACCGGCAACUGUAAUAUGUCAAAAAUCACCGAUUAUAACAACGCAUACUAUUCUAGCAAAACGUGAUUAUACAAAUUUGCCAAUAUCAUCGACUGAUGAAGAAUCAAAUUCUAAAAAAUCUAUCAGCAAAAGUUUCAUAUCAAUUAUCUUGAUAUUUUCAAUUAUAUUUGUUCUUAUACUCGUUGGAUUUAUAUAUAUAUUACACAAUCGUUAUGUAAAACGAAAGAAUAAUAGACAUCGUACAAAAAGACUUAAUAAUGAACCUAUUUAUUCUCAAUUGCUUGCUAGCAGUGAAUCUAAUUUAUAG